UUUUUUUUUUUUUUUUUUGCUUGUAGAAUGUGUACAAAAAGUUUGCACAGAAUUUGCUGCUGCUAUGGAGGUCUUCCAUUUAUGAGUGAUCUACUCAGACACCUGUAGUGAAUCGCGCUCAAAAGUAGCGUGUUCAACUGUUCAUGUCAUUGCCAAUGCCAUUAACCAUCUCUCGUGUGCUAUCGGUUACUGGAUCGACGUUACUUACAAAAUGCUAACGCGACAAUCCAACGAUUAAGAAUGCGUGAUAGGUUGAUCCAAAAAUCUCGACAUGCUGUGCAAUCUCUUCACCAUGAUGCUGAUAAAGAUCAAAGGUCACAUUCUUGAGAUACGAUACUUAUCCUCCUAAUUCAUUAAGCAUAGUCACAAUCACACACUAUCAACGCUGUGUUUCAACUAAUUGAAACAGAGCAUUCCUAAACACAAAAGCAAAUUGAAUAAGAAUUGGAUCCUCCAUCAUCCACCAUUAUCAGCAUCUAUCUCUCAGCCUUCCCUCCCCCCUCAAGAUAAUGCCAAAUUAGAAAAAGGGUGUGGAUUGGAUUCCCCAUCAAACAAAUCAACUUUUUCAUGAUUCCCGCCAUAAUCAGAACAAACAAUUAGCCACCCAUCUUUCAAGCUAAUGAUGUAUAUAAAUAACUCAAACUAGUCUCCAAUUGGUAACAGUCUAAUUAAUCAGCCAAGCUUUCUCUUUCUCAAAGGGGUAAAAAAAAAAUGGGGAAUGGGUCAAGCAGAGGAGAAGGAAGAGGAAGAAGGGACACGAACCCUGAAGCAGGUGAGGACAAAGAAUGGACCUUUCUCGCCACCUUCGAGCGCCAGUAUGGAAGCUCCACCCACCCUUUCUUCUACACGUGUCGAUUCCCGGAGGCACUGAAGAUCGCCGACGAGGAGCGGAAGUUCGUGUUCAUCUACCUCCACUCCCCUGCCGACCGCCACUUCACCCCUGCCUUCUGCAAGCACACCCUUUCCUCCGACCGCGUGGUUCAGUACCUCGACGACAAUUUCGUCACGUGGGGGGCGCUCGCCGACAGAGGGGAAGGCCGACAGAUGGCCAAAACGCUGCUCCGGCCCGGAACUUUCCCCUGCUGCGCCGUCGUCGCGCCGGCGGCGGGGGAAGACAUGACCGUCCUGCAGCAAAUGGAAGGUCCGAUGUCGCCGGAGAAGCUGGUGGAGAUUCUGCGGAGGACGGUGGAGGAUCACGGAUUGGCGUUUGGGCAUGAGAGGGCGAAAGAGAGGAAGAGAUCGAAAGCGAGAGCUAAGGAGGAAGAGAAGUUGCGAGAGGAGAAGUUGAAGAAGAAGAAAGGUCAGCAAUACUACUGAAGUAUUGAUGAUUAGCCUCUCUCAAUCAAAACUCCCUUUUUCCAUAUUAAUGGAUUUUAGUGUAAGUAGAGUAUAUUAAUGUGUAAUGGUGAGGGGAUUAGAGUUGGGCAUGGCUGGUUUGGUUUGUCUAAUUGUUAAGUUGAUGUAUUGUUGAAUUUGGUGUACUGUGAAUUAGAGAGUUGGGUAUAUGUAAUUAUGUUUUGAAAUAGUUGGGGUGGUUUGGAUGGAUUAAUAGAAAUGAGUCAAUUUGAUCAAUUGUCUUGUUUUA
Linum tenue is the source of this 1585-nucleotide messenger RNA. Lineage: Eukaryota; Viridiplantae; Streptophyta; Magnoliopsida; Malpighiales; Linaceae. The record is from the annotation of a GenBank genome assembly.